This is a messenger RNA of Schistocerca serialis cubense, 6512 nucleotides long. RefSeq lists its product as uncharacterized. Lineage: Eukaryota; Metazoa; Arthropoda; Insecta; Orthoptera; Acrididae. The transcript has 8 exons. Bases 71 to 5758 code for a protein of 1895 amino acids. Gene Ontology annotation, molecular function: protein dimerization activity. The record is from RefSeq and is a predicted model, not a curated record.
ACCAGCAAGAAAGACUCAGUUUAUAUUUGAAGAGACACUGAAGGAGACAGAUAAUAGCCUAGGACACCAAAUGAAGGCUAGUUGUUCUGAACCUGAACAGAAACUAAAACAGCUAGUACCACACAGAAUUGCAACCAAGAUUUCUAAAGCUGCCGUUGAAACAUCACCAAGGAAACUAACACUUUUGAAAGAAAAAACACGUUUCCCAAUGAAUAAUAAUCGCUCCACAUCUCCAGAUCCUGACUGCAUAAUUAUAGAGGAAUUUCAGAAAAAAGAAAAAGAAGAAAAAACAGCAAACAAACCAUUAUGUAAAGAGACACAGCUGAACUUCAUUGGCAGUGCACUGCAGAUCAGCAAUGUAAAGAGUGAUAGCAGUGUAAGUCAGGAGGUUUGUGAAGUUGUCAGAAAUAUAUUGACUUAUGUGGCUAAUAAAGAAAAUGGAGAUCGAGUGCAUAAUGAUCCAGACACCUCUUACAGUGAUACCUGUACUGGUUUUCAUCGUACUGUUCGACUUGUGCGAAACUGUGAAAAGAAAAUUGAAAGUAACCUGGCAAGCAAGAAAAAGAAGACUGUGCAUUUGGUCCGUGAGAUGGAGCGACUAGGUGUUAAUGUUAUUGAGAUGAAUGCUGGUCAGGAAACUAUAUGUGAAGAAGAUUUUUGCAGACUAGGUUGUGUUUGCAAAAGUCUGAAAACCUGCAAAUCUCUACCCAGAGGCCACUGUGGAGAAGUAUCGUGUAUGUUUGAUUGUAAGUGCAUUUCGGCAACAUCUUUCAACAAAGAGGAAGUCACAAACAAUAGACUUUUGUCACCCGACAUGUUACUUAGGCUGCAGAACGAAGUAGGGCGAAACCUGGCAAAGAAAGAGAGAGAAUUUCACCAGACAGUAAUAAAGGGGGAUGAAGGUGUUAUUGUUGUUGGUGGAGAUGGUAAUAUCAGAAAGAAGAGGGACAGGAAACUUCCAGGGAGAUAUAGGGACUCUGUAUUGAUUUCUCAUCUUACCGUUCCUCAGAUUAAAGCACUUGCAAAAAAUGAAGAUGAGAGAACUAAAUCACGUUACAAAUCUGAUUCUUCAGAAAUUAAAGUAGUUGGCUCGAGAGAAGAAAAGCCUUCUCAAGAGAAAUAUCCCAUAGACAAGAUAAAAAUUGAAAGAACAGUGAGUGGCAAACUUCGUUCGCAUAGAAUUCCGUCAGAAAAAGUGAAUACUUCUGCCAAAGCACCAUUGCCAAAUUCGCCAGUGAUUAUUCAGUUGCCAACCGAUAUUGAGGCUCGCAUUGUUGAGGAAGGAGGGAUAUUAGCUCCAUGCAACCCAAAGCUUGUGAAUUCAAAUGCACCUAUUUUAGAAUUGGAAAAAGUGGCUACCCCAAGUCGUCCUCCUCCUCCCCAGCUAUGGACACCCAAGAAAUCAGUGAUCACCAACAAUUCAGAGCCUGGUACCAAAACGAAAAAUGGUACUGUACCCAUUAGGUCACAGAUACUGAACAACAUCUGCAUCAAAGAUUUAGAAAUAACUAAAGUUGUGAGUGAAGGAGAGUCAACUGCACAGCCAGCUGUCCAGGAACCUCAAAAUGAUGUUGAGAUCAAAGUAAUAGCUUGUGACUCCACUGCUGUUCCAUCCUCCACUGCAAACACCACAUUGGAACCUGCAGUACAAGGCAGAGCUGCAGAAGUGUCAGUGAUUAAGAAGUCAGCAAAUGCUGAAACAAUUGCUCCUGAUGCAGCUGCAGAUUCGGAGUCUGGCGUGAUUGAGAAGCUUCACAAUGCAUUAAAAGAAAGGUAUGGAAUAGAACAGUCUUUUGUGUCCAUAAACAAGGUGAAAGGUAUAAAGAAAAGACCAUACUGUAUGGAGCAUGAUGAAUAUGGUUGUGAUUGUAUCAAGAGGAGAAUCCCUCCCAGUCCAUUGUGUGAGCUUAUUAAAUUAAACACUGCUAUUAAAAGACUAUGUUCCCCUCCUUUGUCUGCAGAGCAACGUCGACAGUUGGCCAUGCAAGCAUCAGAGCAGCAGACAAAAUCACGCAAUGUGGCUGUGAAGCGCACAACUCCUCUCAACACAGUUCACGUGCAUAAUCUACAGCGUGAUUCAGCAAGGACAGCAGGCAUUUCUCACACCUACCUUUCUAGACGUUUUCGCAGCAGUGUGAUACGUCUAAAUCGACGGGAACCAAAUCAGUGCCAGAACAAUGUAGGAAAGGUCACUGUGAAAUCUGAGAAGGGUUCAGAAGCUGGAAUUCAGAUUGCAGCUGUCACUACCCUCACCUUAGAAGAAUUCUGUGGACAGAAGCCCAGUGAGGAUGCAGAGUGUGCUACUACUUAUCAACAGCAAGGAAGUGUGAUCAAAGAACAGUUCCCAAAUGCAGUGGACACACAACAGUCUCUAACUCAACAGUCUCCAACUCAACUGUCUCCAGCACAGCAGUCUCCAUUGCAACAAUCUCCAUCGCAAUUGUCUCCACCACGACAAUCUCCAUCACAACAGUCUCCUUCUAAAAGUGAGUCUAGGAAGAAACAGCAGCUAGGUUCGAAGCUAAUAAGUCUUCUCCAAGGCAGCAGCAAUGAAUCUAGGGCAUCAAUUAUCAGUGAGGGUAAUAGUUUUCCAGACUUGAAUACAUUCCCUAAAGGUCAUAUACAAGUGGUAAACUGGAACUUUCUCAAGCAACUUUUCGAAAUGAACAACGUUUUUGUGUGGUUGCGUGUCCUUGAUACUGGAAUGAAACUUAUCAUCACACCAACUAAUAGACAACCAUCACCUCAGUUUAUCAAUCUUAAAAAAAUGCGUAAGCUGCAAGGUUUCCCAUCUGUUGUGCAAAAUCUUGUUAUCCCAGGUCGUAUUGAGAAUUCCAAAUAUGCAAUCUUGAGGUGUGAUGGUUCAUGCUGGCAAAUUGCCGGUACCAUAACAAACCGUGUUAAAGGUACACAGGGAGAACAAGCCGGAAUUCAGGCAGACCCAGAACUUGAAGAAGAUUUGCAGCCAUCUGAGACUGAGCAUUUGUCUCCUGAGGCAUGGGCAGGUUCUGGAGUUUCUGUGCCCAGUGACAGAAUUCCCGAUGGGGGGCCGUUUGCUGAACUUCGUUCUAAGAUAUCGCCAGCUCGCUUCAAAGCAAAGAUGUUAGAAUUGCUGGCGGCAGGAGAAUCAACUGAUGCAGAAAUGCGAUUUGAACUGGCAGAUGUAAAUGUGAAUGAAGAAACGUAUUGUGUCACUCAGGGUUUGUACACUUUGCCUCGAGGAGCUGACAAAUUUCACUGGUUUUCUGUACCUCUUGUGAAGAAGUAUGAUAUGGUGUAUGUGGCAUCCAAAAGGUGUGGUGUCGAAUAUGAAGAAAUGCUAGACAUGGUUUACAAGUCCAUGCGGGAUAAAGUGGCACUUUGUAAGCCUCUGCUAGAACGACGGGAAGGAUACGUCCUGGUUAAUGAUCUUUCGUGUCCAAAAUUUGGAGUUUAUGCCACGUUUGAAGCCCCGCAGAAAUUGUUGUUUGGCCCGUUCACAGCAACUGAGCAACAUCGGAUAUCGCUGCACCGACUUGUCAUGCCUCCUAAUCCAGGACCAGCGCAAAGUGUAGGAGGCACCAUUCUUUCUUCGUUGCAGAAGUCAUCUCGCACAAAUGUCAUACAUCGAACUCGUAAAGUGCCCUGUGUGUUGUAUCCAAUGAUGCCUAGUCUAGGUUACAUUCCUGCUGUGCGUCUACACACUGGUGAGAUCACUUUCCGUCACUUUUUCAUCAAGGAUCAAGAACUCAUGUUUCCCAACAUGGAUGCUGUAGACACAUGGCUCGAUAAGUUCCUGCAGUCUAGGAUUUUGUAUGUACCUAAGCAAUUAAGAGUAAAAUGGAAAUGUGUUCCUCUUGAAUGUUUUGAUCCAGCCGCCAAGAAAGUUUUUGACACAAAAAUCCUCAAUGGCAAUCAUGUGAUGACAGUCGUAGGCGUCUUUGAUUUGUAUGAAAUGAAGUACAAUAAUGCUGCAGCAUAUGGGCUGAAGAAUUCACUUCUGCACAAACUGAAAGAGAAGCUUCGUCGGCGAGAUGUUAUGGAAGGUUUCAAUGUUAUUGGCCGUGUGCUUCUUGAUCAAAGUGAUUCUGGGCAUAUGUCAAAGUUGCAGCUUCUCAGGAAAGCCAGAGAAGAAAUUAGACAACUUGAGGCAGAUUUUGUGAAACUUUCAUUUGAAAAGAAUCAAUUGAAGAACAAGAAACAGUCUUUAUUGAAACGUAUGUACAAGGAUGUGAUGCGCAUGUCAUACAAAGAAGAUGUAGAAAAUAUAGUCAGUGAAUUGAAAAAAGUGUGGGAGGUGAAUGACACUCCACCUGUUGUGGAGUUAACUGAAAGUGAAGAUGCUGAUAAUAAAGAAAAUAUUUGCAAAGUCCCAUUGUUUUUAUCACGCAAUACUGAAGGCUCAACAGAUAAAACAGAUAGAAAUGAUGCAGUUAUUGACAUUGCCAGUAGUGACAGUGAUCUGGAUGAUUACCUGUCAGAUGAUCAGCUGAUGCCAGAAACUGGACAAAAUGAUGAAAGUGUGCAGAAUAAAAACUCUGAUCCAAACAAAAACAAGGGAAGUGGAAAGUUCCAAACUCACUCUUUCAGUGCAUGUGAAGAUCAGCAGUCGUGUAGUUCAGGUUCAGAAAAUAUAAGUGUUAAAUUAGAGAGACAGUGCAGCACUCCAGAUCUUAGGACAAUAGACCAAGCUUCCAGCAGUGUUGAAGAAAGAAAGCUUGGAGAUUUAGAACAGACUACACUGAGUGUCAGUAAUCUUAGUAGCAAGAUCAAGAGCGCCUUAAAUAAAACCUCACCGAGUGCAUUAAAUCAGGACCAAAGAAAUGGUGUGGAAGUAAUCAGUCUAUCAGAUGAGGAAAGUGGCUUUGGUGAUAUAAAAAAUUCUUGUUCCACUAAUCUCGAAGUGACUCCAGAAACGUACCAAACCUGUCACAAAGAAGUGCCAAAUGUUAGUAGUGCAGAAAAGCAUAUCAUAAUUUAUCCUGAUGUGCAAACAAAGUCGGUAGUGAAUACAUUGGGACUACAUAGUAAUGUGGUAAACUGUGAGCCAAUGCCAUCUUCCUUAUUAAAUGGGAUAGUUGCCUCCAGUAGUUCAGGUGUGAAUAUACAGCAAGAUUUGAAUCCACCGACCAUUGUGCCAGUCAGUGUUUCACGGGAUAGGUCCUCUGGGCAGUGUAUAUUUAAGAUCGAAGGAGGGAAACUGUAUGUGAAGGGUAAAACUGGAGAAACAAUACCAAUAGUUCCAGGACAGUUUGGAAGUAUACCAACACCUGUUCUGAGACUUCCUGAAACUGCUACACCUGCACUAAAUUAUUCAGGAUCACCUCCAACAUACAGUGAUGCACGUGGACAAAUCCUUUCUGUACCUUGUGCAAGUCGUGAUGAUAAUUAUGUGCCAUCUUCAACAGUGUGCCAAGCAACUUCUUCUGUGAGCAGUGUUUCAAGCUGGCAUGUGCCUUGUGAAUCUCCUGUGAUAUCUGAUGUAAUCCAGUCCAAUGUAUUACCUCAGUCCCCAGAUACACAGUAUUUGAGUUCACCCCCUGUCCCAGUGUAUACUUCACCUCAGAUAUGUAAAUCUACUGAGACCGGGAGUGAACCUGUGUCACCAGUGAGUUUAAAGUUGAACAGUACACUUCCACAUCUCAAUUUAAAUAGUGUGUCAACCUUAAGUUCUGGAAUAGUACAAGGUUCUAUUUUUACACAAGCUGGAUGGACAACAGAUAGUAUGUUGGCUACAACUGGUAAUUCAGAUGCUGUAAACCACAGUGAAAGACAAUAAUGCAGCUUGCAUCUUUUGAAGUGUUGUGUACAUUGUGUCAUUCUUGUGAAGUUGAAUACAAUUCCCCUGUUGAUGAACACUAUGAUAAAGAGAAGUGGUACAGUGUGAUACCUGCAAUGAAAAUUUCUGUGAUGUCUGUAAUAUAUGGAUUUUGAUUGUUAAUCUUUUCUUCAAGGUAUCUGUUCAGACACAUGUUUAUGUGCUUCAGAAUAUUAUCCUGUUAUUGUGUGAAUUGCCCGUUUUUAUACUUUGUGCUUGUGUUUGUUUUUAAUUUAUUCCAUCAUGGUAUCUUUCAAAGGAGACAAAUUUACAGGCAUCAACAUACUGCAAGAGUAUAUCAUAAAUUUUAUUUAUUUUGAAGCAUCAUGAGCAACUAAUUUAAUAGUGUAAUUAAACAGUCUUGCUCAUUAUGGCAGGGUAGUAACUGCAUCUUAUUUAUUCCAUUGAACAGAUAAAAUUGUUUCUAAUUUUGUGAUAUUGUACAUAAAUAUUUAUAGAGGAAAUGUGCAACAAGUUCUUGUGAAUUUCUGAUUUUCGCUAGUGCGGAUAGAUUGUUUUGAGUGAAUUGUGUUUUGGGUGUACAUAGACUGUAAAUAUCAAAGUAUUUUACUUUCUCAAUUUUUGUAUUUAAUUAUUCAAAGAGACUUAUAAAUAUUUUAUGUGUAUACAGUUUUGUACAUAAUAAACAAAAAAUAUGAACUUGUUAAAACAUUAAUGUUUAUGUAACAUUGCAUAUAGUAAAUAGAUGAAGCAU